GCCGUUGCCACUGUCGAAGCUGCGUCUCAAUCGCGUUGUGUUCAGUGUUCCACUAGUUUGUGAUUGAGCUUAGGCAAGAAUGUUGUUGUGGUUGCUGCUGUUGUGCGCCUGUCUGGGAUUGGGUGAGACGCAGAUCGCCUACCGGGGUCAUCUGUCGGAGUUGCGCAUCAAGGAGCUGAAUAAUCUGGCACAGCGCAUGGAGCAAUCGAUCAAUCCGGAGAAGUAUGCCUGUGACAGCUAUUUUGACUACGUUUGCAGUCGCAAUCGUCCGCUUUUUUCUAUAAUGGGUCACAUACCACAGAUGACGGAUCUCAUACAGUUGCUCACUGAUCUGCAAAAUGAUCCCGAGCAGUUUGAGGCCAAGCAAAAGCUGAUUGAUUUCUUCAUCUCUUGCAACACUCAGAAGUCUCUGCAGGAUUGCUAUCGCGAGACUUUUGAUUAUUUCAAGCCACUUUUUGGGUACAUCAUUACCAAGGAUUUAGUUGAGGGCAGUUCACAUGAGCUGAAAGACUUUCUGGGAAUUCUCAGACGCUUUGUUGAACGCACCGAUUCAAUAUUCAACAGACGCUCGCAUCCAGUGCGUGACAAGUUGGUAACCUACAAGGAAAAGUUUCGCACUCCGCGCACUUAUUUCUAUACCGGAGAUCUUAAUCGGGAGUAUGCUUCAUUGCGCAUCUAUCGCGAGAGUUAUGAGCACAACCUACGCAAUCUGGAGCAGCAUCGCAAAAGGAAUUCAACUUAUGAACUAGGCGUGCAGCGCACCAUGCUCGAUUGGAGCUUGUAUCUUUAUCAGAGUCGCAACAAACCCAUGUCCUAUUACUAUUCCACCUUCACAGUGCAUCUGUACAUGACCAUGUUUAAUAUCACGGAGCGAGAGCGUGAUUUCAUACGUUUCCGGGAGCAAGUCGAGUGUCUCAAGUUGCCGCAGUAUGUGAAUGUCCUGGAUGAGGCAAGAAUGCUGGCUGUUAUUUAUCUGAAGAGUUUCCGCCAGUCGUGGCAGGAUUACAGCGAGUGGAUAACCAUUGCGGACAAGCAUCGCGAGAUCUACGAUCAGGAGGAUCAAGUUUUGAAGACACAUCAGCUGAGCAACAAGCGUUUGUUCUUCACACUCUAUGCUCAGAAUUUCUGUGAGUUUGGCAAAGAGUUGGCCGAACACGUUUUCUAUUUGGGGCUGAAACAGAACGACGAUUUUAUCAAUGUUUAUAUGUGCGGGCAUCAGACCGAAAACUACUCAAAUUGUAUUGUAUAAACUAUGUUAAGUGGCAAAACUUUAAUAAAAACGCAGACUACAUUCUCA
Messenger RNA from Drosophila nasuta, 1297 nucleotides. RefSeq lists its product as uncharacterized. Lineage: Eukaryota; Metazoa; Arthropoda; Insecta; Diptera; Drosophilidae. Gene Ontology annotation, biological process: proteolysis. Gene Ontology annotation, molecular function: metalloendopeptidase activity. The coding region runs from base 80 to 1249 and encodes 389 amino acids. The transcript has 2 exons. The record is from RefSeq and is a predicted model, not a curated record.